AUGCCAAGUUCCACUCAACCCAAUCAGACGCAUGAUGAUGCAACCCUUGAUGUAGUUGUUGUCGGCGCUGGCCUUGCGGGUCUUGCUGCAGCCAUCUCCAUUUCUCUUUCAGGCCACAACGUCACUGUUUUAGAGUCGGCAAAAGAACUGCUCGAGGUUGGUGCUGGUCUACAAGUCACCCCUAACUGUACACGCAUCCUCCAAAAAUGGGAUCUCCCCGACAGACUCUGGAAAUCUGCCGCCGAACCCACGUCCCUCGUCGUCCAUAGAUACUCCGGCCGAACGCUCGCUAUAGAACCCGAUUUUCACAAGCAUAUCCGCAAGAAGUACGGGGCCCCCUUUAUCGAUCUCCACCGCGUAGACCUCCAGCUUGCGCUCUACGACAAGGCGAAAGAAUUAGGCGUCCAGUUCAAGCUCGGAGAUAGGGUAAAGGACAUUGACUUUAGUAUUCCUGAAGUCAGCACUGAGGCUGGGGCUAAGUACACCGGUGACUUGAUCGUUGCAGCGGACGGACUCUGGUCUAAGUGCCGGUCCAAGUUCCUUGGCAGUGAAGAUAAGCCCAUGCCCACUGGAGACCUAGCAUACCGUGUUGUUCUUGACGCGAAGGACAUUGAUGAUCCUGAGCUGCGCGAGUGGGUUGAGCGCCCAACGGUCCACUUCUGGAUCGGUCCAGGUGCUCAUGCUGUUGGGUAUUCCAUGCGUGGGGGACAGAUGUAUAACGUUGUUCUUCUUGUUCCCGAUGAUCUUCCAUCGGACGUCAGUCGACAGGCUGGAUCAGUGGAGGAGAUGCGAGAGUUGUUUAAUGACUGGGAUCCGAUUCUGGCAAGGUUCCUGAGUCAGGUCGACAAGGUUGACAAGUGGAAGCUGAUGCACAGAGAAGAGCUUGAUUCAUGGAUUAAUGACGACUCAAACUUCGUCUUCGUUGGUGAUGCCUGCCAUCCGAUGCUCCCAUACCUAGCCCAAGGUGCCAACUCCGCCGUGGAGGACGGUGCAGUUCUGGGUCUGCUUCUCGGCCACGUAAAGUCCAAGCAGCAAUUACCAAAGGCCUUGUCUAUGUAUGAGAGGUUACGCAAGUCUCGUGGAGAAGCCAUUGUGCGGGAAACCUUCAAACAGCGAGAAUCAUUCCAUAUGCCUGACGGACCCGCUCAAGAGGCGCGUGAUGAGACUUUCUUAUCUCAACUUGGUGCUGAGGAACUCAAAGGCCCGUUCCCAAGCAGGUGGACUUGCCCGCAGGUUCAGCCUUGGCUGUACGGGUAUGAUGCAUUUGAGGUUGUUGAAGAUGCAGUGAAGCGUGAGCCUUUCACGGAAUAG
Molecule: messenger RNA, 1311 nt
Organism: Fusarium fujikuroi IMI 58289
Lineage: Eukaryota; Fungi; Ascomycota; Sordariomycetes; Hypocreales; Nectriaceae
Product: related to salicylate hydroxylase
Exons: 6
Coding region: 1-1311 (436 amino acids)
Biological process (GO): secondary metabolite biosynthetic process
Molecular function (GO): monooxygenase activity; FAD binding
Source: RefSeq, a predicted model, not a curated record